This is a messenger RNA of Seriola aureovittata, 1572 nucleotides long. Its product is annotated as SUN domain-containing protein 2-like. The coding region runs from base 527 to 1450 and encodes 307 amino acids. NCBI's taxonomy places the organism in Eukaryota, Metazoa, Chordata, Actinopteri, Carangiformes, Carangidae. The record is from RefSeq and is a predicted model, not a curated record. Gene Ontology annotation, biological process: nuclear envelope organization. The transcript is spliced from 9 exons. Gene Ontology annotation, cellular component: meiotic nuclear membrane microtubule tethering complex; nuclear envelope. Gene Ontology annotation, molecular function: protein-membrane adaptor activity.
AAUUCUAGAGUGGGCCAAUGAUUGUUGCAGCUUGUUAUUAUAUAUUUUUUGUUGGCUCUUGUGUACACUUGGAAACUUUAUUCAGUUGUUUGCUGACUGGGAACAUGAAGUGUGUAAAGGACAGGGUUUUUUUUCAUCACAGUGGUGGCAAUGUGCUAAGUUUUGUGUAUUAGAUGUGUUUUGUUUUUUUUUCUACUUGUUUUAUUUGUUUUAUUUUAUAUUCUCAUGCAUUAUUUUUUUUAUGUUGUUUUGGUACAUUUAUGUGCCUCUUAUAUCAUUUUUAAAUUUACCUUAACAAAUAAUCUGACCCAGAAUCAUGAACCAGGAUACAUUUAUAAACGUGAAUGCGCGCGCACACGUUACGCGUGUGUGUAACGUUCGGCUUGUAGUUCCACGGUCUGACUCAUGACGCGAAUAGAACGUUGACGCAACAAUCACAUCUCGUGCGUUUUAGAUUUCACUGCUUUAGAAACAAACUAACUCUCAACUGCUACAAACGACCAACGUGUUGAUCCGCUGAGAAAUCAUGUCACGAAAAAGCAUCCGACUGGAAACCUCCAGAUACUACAACAAUAACGGAGAAUCAUCAGUUACCUACAGGGAGACGGUGUAUCGGAUUUUCCUAAGUCGUAAGGCUCUUGGCUGUUCUCAGCCCGAAGGAAGAGAGACCCCCGUCAACGGGAAUGGCAACCGCCGCUUUGUCUUCCUUAUACUCCCCCUGUGUUUAGGAUUAGCAUUCUUGACUCUUAUGCUGAGCAGCAACUUUGUGGAUGCAGGACUCUCCAAAUCACCUGUCUCACCUCUUCUGAAGACCCUGGACCCAGCUGCACAAUGCGAAGAGAUGGAGAGGCAGGUGCGAGAGCUGCAGAACGAGCUGCUGGGGUUAAAGACGCAGAUGAACUACCUCCACCCAGUGGCAGACACUCUAGCCAACUUUGCUCUCGAGUCAUUGGGAGCAAAAGUGUUUCCUCAUCUGUCGUCAAAAUCGUUCCAGACCAAAGAGACGUCCAUGAUGUUUUUUGGAAUACCUUUAAGGCAGCAGCCCGUCCCCCCGCAGACUGUCCUUCAGGGACACUCGCCUCUGCUUCCGGGUCGCUGCUGGGCAUUUGCGGGCGGGCGGGGACAUUUGUUCAUCGCCCUCUCCCACCGAGUCACCAUCAGCCAUGUGACACUAGGUCACAUCUCAAAGAACUUGUCACCAACUGGCACCGUUACCACCGCCCCGAGGGAGUUUUCAGUCUACGCCAUGGAGAAUCUGGGCGACGAGGAAACCAACCUAGGAACCUUUCUUUAUGAUCAGGACGGGGACCCUGUACAGACUUUCAAAAUACCUGAUAACAAACGAGGCGUCUUCAACCACGUGAAGCUGCACGUCGAGAGCAACUGGGGCCACCCUGACCACUCCUGCCUGUACAGCUUCAAGGUCCAUGGAAAACUGGCAGUGGACUGAAGAGCAAAGGACGACAACGAACAGCAACAACAGCCGCCCCUCUGUGACUCGUGUGUUUUGAUGUUAAACAGAAAACAUGUCGGUGUCCAGUAGAAUCACUAAUAAGUAAAAAUCCAAAUGCA